Molecule: messenger RNA, 7015 nt
Organism: Polyodon spathula (Mississippi paddlefish)
Lineage: Eukaryota; Metazoa; Chordata; Actinopteri; Acipenseriformes; Polyodontidae
Product: ubiquitin carboxyl-terminal hydrolase 3
Exons: 15
Coding region: 334-1905 (523 amino acids)
Biological process (GO): protein deubiquitination
Cellular component (GO): cytoplasm
Molecular function (GO): zinc ion binding; cysteine-type deubiquitinase activity
Source: RefSeq, a predicted model, not a curated record
GGAACGGAUUGGAUCUUUAUUUAGGUUACAUCGAAAGCACGGUUUGGAGUUUUAUCGGUUCUGAACCUGGAGUUCCCACUUUUUUUUUUUUUUUUUUUUUUUUAAACAGACACGCUGUAUAAAAAAAAAAAAUGGCCGCAGUGUGCUGUAUCUGAACGCUUUGUAAAUAAAGAAAGAAAGAAAGAGCGCAAGAAAAGUCGGGCACGUAGUGAGAGAAACGCUUAUAUACGGGGCACCACUGAGAUAGCUGUACUCCCGGACUAUCCAAGUUGUAACCCCUAAUUCCCUUGUCACAUACAAUACAAUACAAUACAAAUACAAUUCCCUGCUCUGAUGGAGUGCCCGCACUUAAACUCCAGCGUCUGCAUCGCUCCGGAUUCCACUCAGUUCCCGAACGGGUCGCCCUCGUCGUGGUGCUGCAGCGUUUGCCGCUCAAACAAAAGCCCAUGGGUGUGUUUAACAUGUUCAAGUGUGCAGUGUGGAAGAUAUGUAAAUGGACAUGCAAAGAAGCAUUUUGAAGACUCGCAGAUUCAAGCCAGCAAUCACAAGAAAUCUGAAAAGCACGACAAGGAGAAGCCCCAGCAUGCUGUGUGUAUGGAUUGCAGUAGCUAUAGCACAUAUUGCUACAGAUGUGAUGAUUUUGUUGUCAACGACACCAAGCUGGGCCUGGUGCAGAAGGUCAGAGAACAUCUACAAAACUUGGAAAACUCUGCCUUCAGUGUGGAUAGACACAGAAAAAGAAAACUAUUGGAAAGUUCAUCCCUCAACAGUAAACUACUGAAAGUCAAUGGUAGUGCCUCUGCUCUGUGUGCUACUGGCCUUCGUAAUCUGGGAAACACGUGCUUUAUGAAUGCCAUUCUCCAGUCCCUCAGUAAUAUUCAACAGUUUUGCUGCUAUUUCAAGGAGCUGCCAGCUGUGGAGUUGCGCAGUGGUAAAACUGCAGGUAGAAGAAUGUACCACACGAGGAGUCAGGGGGACAACAGUGUCUCCCUUGUAGAAGAGUUCCGGAAGACACUGUGCGCUUUGUGGCAGGGAAGUCAAACCGCAUUCAGUCCUGAAUCCUUAUUUUACGUUAUUUGGAAAAUCAUGCCAAAUUUCAGGGGAUACCAGCAGCAGGAUGCUCAUGAAUUCAUGCGGUACCUUCUGGAUCAUCUUCACUUGGAGCUUCAGGGAGAAUGCAAUGGAGUUUCCCGCUCCGCGAUUCCACAGGAAGGAGCGAUGCUGUCUGUAGGGGGCAAAUGCUGCAUAAAUGGGACUUCUACAGUUGUGACAUCAGUAUUUGGAGGUAUUCUUCAGAAUGAAGUGAAUUGUUUGAUAUGUGGGACUGAAUCUAGAAAGUUUGAUCCAUUCCUUGAUCUUUCGUUAGAUAUUCCAAGCCAGUUUAGAAACAAACGAACAAAGAACCAAGAAAGUGGACCAAUUUGCACUCUGCGAGACUGCCUGCGCAGUUUCACAGAUCUGGAGGAACUUGAUGAAACCGAGCUGUACAUGUGCCACAAAUGCAAAAAACGUCAGAAGUCCACGAAAAAAUUCUGGAUUCAGAAGCUACCAAAGGUGUUCUGCUUGCAUUUGAAAAGAUUUCACUGGACUGCGUAUCUCAGAAACAAGGUAGACACCUAUGUAGAAUUUCCACUGCGAGGUCUAGACAUGAAGUGCUACUUAUUGGAGCCUGAAAACAGCGGUCCAGAAAGUUGUCUUUACGAACUUGCUGCUGUGGUUGUGCAUCACGGGUCAGGUGUUGGUUCUGGACAUUACACAGCAUAUGCAACCCACGAUGGCCGCUGGUACCAUUUCAACGACAGCACGGUCACGCUCACUGACGAGGAGACCGUGGUGAAGGCCAAGGCUUACAUCCUGUUCUAUAUAGAACGCCAGCCCAAAUCCGCAUCGGACUCCAAACUUUAGUACCUCUCUCUCCGUCUGUGUCACGCUCACUCUCUUAACCCUUUUAUGUACUGAAGCAUUCAGACAAUACACAACUAUUCCAUUUUUUCCAUCAACACUUGAUCCAAGACUUCAUUUUUGUCAUGCACUUUUUUUUUCAAGUUGCUGUUGUGAAUUUGAGUUUGUUCUCCAAGUGCAAUUUAUUUUUUUAGUUUUUAAACAGUUUUGAACAGUUUUUUUUUUUUUCAGAGAACCUCAGUAAAAUGUAACUGCUGCUUUAUUUUCACUUUUUAUAUAUAUUUUAUAUAGGUGUUUGCUUUUUUGUUGCUCCAUGUUACAUUCCUCUCUUUGUUGGCACGUUUACAUUUGUAUAGGCUCUGUGCACAAGAUGGCAUCAGUGGGCUUCCGGUUUAACUUAUACUGGCAUACUUACUUCCUGUUUAAUACUUGUUGAUGGUGAUUUUAGUUUGUUUUUGGUAUACGCGUGUUUGUUGAAGAUUAUUUCGUUAUUAUUCUAAUAGAUAUUGUUUUAUUUGUACAAUGAGAAACGAGAGGGAAGCACCUCGGAGCAUUUCUGUGCCCCUUUUUGUUCAACGUUGUCGUGAUACACCUCGAGUGUAAGCUUUCAUUCUUUUCCUGCAAAUGAAGAACUGAAAAAAAGGUCAUCAAUAACAUGCACUGAGAGCAGUUUACGGCAACAAAAUACACACGUGUGCAGCAGACACUUUGUAAAAGCGAUGUGCUCAAAGCAACCAGUGGAGGGCGACGAUGGCUAAAACGGGAUUCGGUACCGGUGCUCUUUCAGUGGAAUGAUUGUCGUCAACAACAGGCAAGGCUUGGUGUUUGGGAGAGGAGAGAAAAACCUGAGCCUGUCACCUAAAAAGACGCAAUGGACUGUUCAUUAAUGCUGCUAACCCAUGAUUCUUGUUCAGUACCAGAACCUGCAGCCCUUGAUGUAGAACGUAGCAAUUAUUAGUAAUUUUAAUAAUGCAAAGAAAUUGAAAUUGAACUUGUGUAACUGUAAAUCAAACCUUGAACAACAGCUACACUAAUUUGUGUCCCGCACUCAAACUGCGGCUUCUCAUUCUUCUUCAUCGAUCUGAAACAACUGGCCCUCAUACCGAUUUCACCUGUCAGCCUGUCUUUGUUUGAUACAGGUUAACGACAGCAAUAUAGACGUUAUGUCUGAGGGAAUACAGUGCUUGAAAUAAAAUAUAAAACCAUCAUAGCAUUACAACAAUAAUUUGAUGUAAUGCAGGUGCAGUUUGCCACUUAGCUAAUUUUAUCAUAAACAAAUGUAUUAAAUUCCAACCGAUUAUGCUAUCAUCACAAUAAAGUACAUGUUAUUAUUUAUUUUCUUAGCAGAGCGAGUUAGAGUUGUCGCAAAAUAUACAUAUUUCAUGAUUCACAAUACAGUAAGAGGAGGUAAAAUAUACAAUUACUUCAGUCCUAAGAGCAACUUUAACUAUCAUACUUAGUUUGAUAAUCACAAUAUAGUAAGAGUACAUACAAUACUUUUCAUAUUUUAAUGUCAUAAUUAUAUUUUCUAUGUUAACAUAGAAAUAACAAUAUAACUUACUCAUUUAAUAUUGAUUUUACCACAACAGUUUUACAGAUAUGCAAAGACUGACAACAAACUGAAAACAGCUCCUGCUCGUAGUUGCAGAGGUAGCUGGAAACGUUCAUGUUCAAACCCUUUUCCAGUUUGUUUGAUGGAGCUUUGCUGCACAGUUUAACUGUUCUAUGGACAUCAUUAACUGUGAUCCUUGGUAAGUCCUGAAGGCAACACGUAUAAAACAAGGCCAUGGCACACUUCACAAGCUGUCAUAAAUCAGACUCGAAUACUGUAUUCUAACUCAAGCAGAUGUUAACCGUUAGUAACUAUGCCGGUAUAAGAGAAUUCUGCAAUAGGAUGUGCACAGUGCCUAUUAGAUUGAAGUUUUGUGUUGGGAUUACUUGUCCUUUCUCUUGAAGAAAUAAAGGAUCUUCACAAAGGAGGAACCUAUUAUGAAAGACUCGCACUAGCUAAAACUGCCACUUUGUUUUUUGAAAUCGCCCUCAGUUAUUGUGAAAACCAUUACUGUAAGCAUUUGUUACAUACACAGUAUAUGAAUUGUGAAAUCUGACUCCAAAAAUACGAUUACAUGUGAAAUGUGAUUUUUUUUUUUUUUUUUUUUUUUUUUUUCCAGGUACUGUAGUUCUUGUAUGAGUUUCAGUUGUAAUUGGUGAUAUUUAAAAAUGCACAUGUGAGAUGUCUCAAUGUAAUAUCAUACAUUGCUUAAUUAACACUGAAGAAACAUUAUCAGAGACUCCGGAACUGAACUGACCUGAAAUAUCUGUGCUUCAGCAUACAGCCAGCAUUGUUAAACCAAACUUUGGGUUUUGGUACCAUUUUCAUAAGUGCAUUUUAUGUUUUAAAAGGUGCUAUUCAGUCAAAUAUUGUUCAAAUAAACUGCACACAUUUAGGUUUAUCUAUUUCAAAUUCACACCAUAACUGAAUUAAAUCUUUAAGUGUCUUAAAGAUUAAUGCAUAAUAUACUCUAGGUGACACUGCUUCUCUUUUGUGUUUUUGAAAUUUAAAAUUACUUUUUUUUCAAAUACUAACAGCUGAUUCUAGUUUCAUUAUUUCUUCUAUAAUAUGGGUCUGAUUCUGUAAAAAAAAAAAAAAAACACCACAUAAAAGCUUGGCAUAAUAGAUUUAGCCAGGAGAAUUAAUUUUCAUGGAUGAGCCUGUGAAAUCAUUAGAUUUCAGGUGCAAAUGUGCACAAGAAAAAAUGAAAAUGUAUUAAGUUUUAAUUGCAAAAAACAGAAAAUAAAGCUUUCUUUAGCCAAUAUUUUGCUGUUUGUUAUAAGAAUGACAGUUAUGCUGUUAAGUGCAUAAUUGGCACUCAAUCCUGAUCUUAAAAGAAAUAGUAUUUAGUAAAUUUAUCAGAUUACAUUGGGCUAAAAGAAGCUGGUAAAUAGUUACCAAACUUAAAUGUGCCUCAGAACAUACAGUAUAUUGUAGGCCUUUUAAAAUGAUUUAUCACAGUUCAAUUCAUUCUUAUUUAAAUGUUUGUAUCACUCAUUUUGUAGCACUACUGACUUUUGUGAUCCAUUCAACUGUUUUGCUAUGGCUGUUUCACAAUGACAAGUGUUUAGAGAAUUAAAACACACAGAACGCAGUAGAAUAAUUCAGAAGCGAAUGCUAAACCGUGAAUGCAAUGGUCCUCAAUCCCUUUGUCUUUUUCAUUUGUGUAUUUUUUUUUUAGUGGAAAUCAAGACAUACCAAUAUUAAGUUGUCUAAAUCGAACAAACUUUUUAGUUUUUUUUUUUGUAAUUUCAAAUGCUGUUUAAGGGGAGUAACAAAGUGUUUUAUUGACAUUUGAAUUAUGCACCCCAUUAUCAUCCAAAUUUUAAAAAUGGUAUUGAACAUGGUUUGUGGCCAUUGUCGGACCGAGUUUAAAGUUGAAUGUCUCUUUUGUUCAAAAAAACAGUGUUUCUGAUAUUACUGCUCAAUGCUCUGUGGAUCUGGUCUGUGGAGUAAUCUCUUGUUUUUUGUUGUUUCUUGACCAUCUGGUUCUCCUAAGUUCAUCAAAAUAGCUGUCUGUCUUUCAAAGGAAAGAUUAGUGCUGUAGACAAUCCCCUCAGUGAUUUAUGUACUCGGACAAAUCUUAAUCCAAAAACACAGUAAUCAGCACUGUUAUCACCAAAUUUGCGGAUUCAGAUACAAUGUCAGCAAUAACUGCGUGAUGUGGUGUAGCCUAUUUACUUUGCACUUGUCUGAAAACUUGAAGGAAGAUUCCAAUUUUGUAAAACCAUAAAUUUCUGAUUUUAUUUUAAUUGUACUAUCUCCGAAUUGUGGCGGACGGUCUAGUAUUUCUUUCUAACACCUUAAUCCAAGCUUACUUUCUUCACUUGUCUUAUGGCCUUUCUAGUAUGUAAAAGAGGAUGAUUUUUAUUUAUUUACACCUGGUUACACCAUUUAAUGCCAACCAAUGUACUAAUUUGUGGGGUUAAGCAAUUAAUUGCAACCACUUGACUUUUGUUCAGUACUUUGUACAGCAUAUUAUAGUUCUAAGAUGACCAGCUUUGGCCAUUUUAAGCGCAGACCAAAAAACAUAUAUUUUAGUAUGUUAAAAUAUUAAAAAGUUAAUGAAUUGAUGUAUAAUCAUUCAAUGGUAGUUUUGAUUUUGUGAAGCUGUAAAAAUCUUUUAAGCCAUUUUGGUAUUAACCACACCAAUCUGGACCUACAAAUAGGACCAGGGAUAAAUUGCCUUAACUUUUUAUAAAAAACAGUAUAUUUUAAGUUAUGUAGUCCAGGUAUUUCCAUAGUAACUUGAAUAGGGAUAUAUAGAUGCAAGUGUUGGGUGGUUAGGAUUAAUUUCCUGAGAUACAAUUUUUAAUUCUGGAAACUGUUGCAGUUUAAAGCAGCAGCCAGCACGUGAAUGGGGGGAACAUUGAUUUUAUAAAGCAUUUGGAGGUUUACAAGACGAUAAAUUGUGUUGAAGCAUUAGAUGCCUGCCUAGAGUCGAUCAUCUAUUGCCUGUGUCGGAACUUUCACUGGAUAAUUCUUAAAAGAGGAUCUGUAAAUAACAGGUUAACAGCAUGGAAACAGGCGUUUCGGAGCCCGAUCGGAGGUAAUCUUUUAUUGGCAGUAAAUUGGCCCUGGCCUGUGUUUCACUAUUUGCAUGAAGUAUCUGCUGUUGACUCGUGGGACCUUAACCAUAUGAUGUACUGUGAACCGUGUAUUAGGGUUUGUUGCAACAGUCCAGUUUGUAGUUGUAUUCCAGGUUUCUUUUUUCAUAUUUUGUUCAGUUAUUAUUAUUAUUAUUAUUAUUAUUAUUAUUAUUAUUAUUAUUAUUAUUAUUAUUAUUAUUAUUUUAUAACUUUCUCCAUUUUCAUCUGAUGAAAGGGCAUAUGUACUGUCGUCCUGAAAGCUUGUGCACAUUUUGUGACAAUUCAGGGCCAUUUUAAAAGCAACCUGAAAGAUUUUUAUCUUUUUUUUUUUUUUUUGUGAUUGUGACCAAAUAUUACAUUGUGUAUAUAGUUUUACCUUAACCACAGUAUUAGUUAGCGUAACAGCAAACCUAACAAGAAUGUAUUUAAAUAAUUAAUGGUCAUUAAAUUGUAGUCGCAUCCCAUGGCCAUA